Molecule: messenger RNA, 1875 nt
Organism: Magallana angulata
Lineage: Eukaryota; Metazoa; Mollusca; Bivalvia; Ostreida; Ostreidae
Exons: 7
Coding region: 22-1302 (426 amino acids)
Source: RefSeq, a predicted model, not a curated record
UUUACACUGCUGUUAGAUACGAUGAAAAGGUGUUUGAUUCUAUACUGUGUGGUAUUACAGUUCAUUCCUGAUACAAUGGGUGUACUGUUAAACUCGCCAUGUACAAAAACGUCUGAUUGGAGUAACUACAACAUCCUCCGUUGUCCCACCAAUCACACGAUUUAUAUCACAAAGCACGUGAUUGAGGAUGGAUUUACCAAACUGGCCUUCCCAUCCCUUGGGUGUAGCGACCGUGAUGCUGUUUACUGUGGUGUCGAACUACCAACUAACAACAUCAAUCUUAAAAACUACCACAUUUUGGACUCAGCUGCUCAUACAUGCAAUAGACGAAAUGAGUGUAAUCUGACCAAACAAUAUUUUCUGAAGGCUGAAGCGGCUCUGAAGAAGUUUUGUAAUGCUUCACUACGACCCGAGUUACAGAAUGCGACUUUUCGACAGAGCAUUGACUAUGAAUGUAUUCAGGAUUCUCAGGUCAUGGACAUGUGUUUGACGGGAAAUGAGAGCAGACAUUCUUAUCAACCGGUGUAUUUAAAGGCCUUGGGCGCAAAUUGUACCUGUAGUCUUACUGGACCUGUGUCCCGUGUUAAGAUAUUACAGACAAAGUCUGUCAAAAUACUGAUUCAAUCCAAUGACAGCAACCUUUUGGAGCAUCAAAACACUAACGUUGGUUUGUAUGGUAUUGAUAUUCCUGUUCAAGCUGACAAUUUAUUCAUAAGAAUACAAGAGGGAUCAAACAACGGCUUUGUUCUGAUGACAGUUCUCAGUAAAGAAAAUUUAGACAUACGCUGUUACAAAAACAGAAUUCUUCAAAGAUCACUGUCAACUGUUCACACUCCUAGAAUAGCAUUUCAAAUUGAAAUGACAAUGGGAACUUCGUUAUUCACACAGUCAAAAACAGGCAUGUUUAUCGAAACAACCUCAGACGAUCAAGUACCUGUGUUUAAAGAAAAAAUAGAAAGUUCCGAUGUUGCAUUUAAUCAAGGUGUUUUAAUUUGGAUACAGACCUUUUCGAUAAUAUUCCUUUCUGUCUUUGCUUUUUUUAUUUACUACAAAAAGAGAACCGCAGGUCAUAAUUCAGUCGAAAUAAGAAUAAAAGACAAACAAGAGAAACUGAUACUUGUAUGUUAUCCUAAAGAUGAAAAGAAGAAGACGAGUAUUGAGAUCCACCAAGCAGACUGUAUGUGUGCCAGCAACAAUGAACGCAAGGAGACGGCUUCUCCAUACACACCUCUACAAAUUGUAAACGAAGUCGAGGUUAAUAAUCAGACAAGUAACAAUAAUGACUAUCUUGAUGUUAUUUGAUAUCAUAAAUUACCUUCUCGUCCAAUGCUGAAAAAAUAACUAAUUUUAGACGGGUUCGAUAUGAAUUGUGUUUGAUAUGUGUUUUUAUUUGUAAUUAAUAUUUUGGAAAGUUUGUACACUGUAGAUAGUUGAUUACAUUAAUGACACAAUUAUCUUUUAGAUAAUAGCAAAUAGGUACUGUUACAAGGAUUGUUUUACAUGUAGAGAGAUAAAAAACGUUCAUUUGUACAUAUUACAUACUUUUAAUCAAACAUCGCUCUAUCAAUGUUUAUAUAUUUUUUCAUUUUUUUUUAAAACCAACUCAUCUAUAAAUCUCCAUAAUAAUAUGAGUGUAGGGUUGCUGAUUAUCCUUAACGCAGUCAUGCAUGUAUAGAAUGAAAUAAUGCUGACAAGAAACUGUUAGAUAUUAUCAAAAUAAUAUGAACAUCUUAUCUCGUGUUUAGUUUCUAAACAAAGACUUUUUGUGCGAUGCAAUUGAGAUUUUGCAAAAAAGACAUAGAAUUUGCAAAAUCAUUUUACAUGUACAUACAUGAUUUUUUCUUAUCAUUUGAUAUGACAAUAAAUAUCUAAGAA